Cyprinodon tularosa is the source of this 4575-nucleotide messenger RNA. RefSeq names its product NCK-associated protein 1 (gene nckap1). The record is from RefSeq and is a predicted model, not a curated record. NCBI's taxonomy places the organism in Eukaryota, Metazoa, Chordata, Actinopteri, Cyprinodontiformes, Cyprinodontidae. The coding region runs from base 1 to 3405 and encodes 1134 amino acids. Gene Ontology annotation, cellular component: SCAR complex. The transcript is spliced from 32 exons. Gene Ontology annotation, biological process: cell morphogenesis; neuron projection morphogenesis; cell migration.
AUGUCUCGGGGAGUGAUGCAGCCCAGCCAGCAGAAACUGGCAGAAAAACUCACCAUCCUCAACGACAGAGGCAUCGGGAUGCUGACCCGUGUUUACAAUAUCAAAAAGCAAGGACAAGUUUGGAAGGCAUGUGGUGACCCAAAGGCCAAGCCCUCCUAUCUUGUUGACAAGAACCUGGAGUCUGCCGUUAAAUUUAUCGUAAGGAAGUUUCCUGCUGUGGAGACGCGCAAUAACAAUCAACAGUUGGCUCAGCUGCACAAGGAGAAGUCUGAGAUCCUGAAGAACUUGGCUCUCUACUAUUUCACCUUUGUGGAUGUCAUGGAAUUCAAGGACCAUGUGUGCGAGCUGCUCAACACAAUUGAUGCCUGCCAAGUCUUCUUCGACAUUACUGUGAACUUUGACCUGACCAAGAACUAUCUGGACCUGGUGGUGACAUACACCACUCUGAUGAUAGUCCUCUCCCGCAUAGAGGAGAGAAAGGCCAUCAUAGGACUGUACAACUAUGCCCAUGAGAUGACCCAUGGAGCCAGUGACAGGGAAUACCCCAGGCUGGGUCAGAUGAUCGUCGACUACGAGAACCCUUUAAAGAAGAUGAUGGAGGAGUUUGUACCACAUGGAAAGUCGCUGUCUGAUGCAUUGAUCAGCCUUCAGAUGGUCUAUCCCAGGAGAAAUCUGUCUGCUGACCAGUGGAGGAACGCUCAGCUGCUCUCACUGAUCUCUGCUCCUUCCACAAUGCUCAACCCUGCCCAAUCAGACACUAUGCCUUGUGAAUACCUCUCACUGGACGCUAUGGAGAAGUGGAUCGUGUUUGGGUUCAUUUUGUGCCACGCGGCGCUGAACAGCGACCCGGCAGCGCUGUCCCUGUGGAAGCUGGCGCUGCAGAGCUCCACCUGCCUCUGUCUGUUCAGGGACGAAGUCUUCCACAUCCACAAGGCUGCAGAGGACCUGUUCGUUAACAUCAGAGGGUAUAACAAACGCAUCAAUGACAUCAGAGAGUGCAAAGAACAGGCGCUGUCCCAUGCUGGCUCCAUGCACAGAGAGAGACGCAAGUUCCUACGAUCCGCUCUGAAGGAGUUGGCAACCGUUUUAGCCGACCAGCCUGGACUUCUAGGCCCAAAGGCAUUAUUUAUUUUCAUGGCGUUAUCGUUCGCACGAGAUGAAAUCAUCUGGCUGCUCCGACAUGCAGACAACAUCCAGAAGAAAAGCACAGAUGAUUUCAUAGACAAGCACAUUGCAGAGUUGAUCUUCUACAUGGAGGAGCUCCGAGCUCACGUCAGGAAGUACGGCCCCGUCAUGCAGCGUUACUACGUCCAGUACCUGUCUGGCUUUGAUGCAGUCGUUCUGAAUGAGAUGGUGCAGAACCUGUCGGUUUGUCCAGAGGAUGAAUCUAUCAUCAUGUCUUCAUUUGUCAACACCAUGACCUCCCUGAGCGUCAAGCAAGUGGAAGAUGGAGAUGUGUUUGACUUCAGGGGGAUGAGACUGGACUGGUUCAGGCUGCAGGCUUACACCAGCGUUUCUAAGGCAAGCCUCGGUAUAGCGGACCACAAGGAGCUGGGUAAAAUGAUGAACACCAUCAUCUUCCACACAAAGAUGGUGGAUUCCCUAGUGGAGAUGUUGGUGGAGACAUCGGACCUGUCUAUCUUCUGUUUCUACAGCCGUGCAUUUGAAAAGAUGUUCCAGCAGUGUUUGGAGCUUCCCUCCCAAAGCCGACACUCCAUCUGCUUCCCUCUGCUCUGCGCUCACUUCAUGUCCUGCACACAUGAGCUUUGUCCUGAGGAGCGUCACCAUAUAGGGGAUCGAAGCCUGUCGCUGUGCAACAUGUUUCUGGAUGAGAUGGCCAAGCAGGCCAGGAACCUGAUCACCGACAUCUGCACUGAGCAGUGUACUCUCAGCGACCAGCUGCUGCCCAAACACUGCGCUAAAACUAUCAGCCAGGCUGUGAAUAAGAAGAGCAAGAAGGCAACGGGAAAGAAGGGGGAGCAAGAGAGGGAAAAACCUGGAGUGGAGAGCAUGAGGAAGAACCGGCUAAUGGUCACCAAUCUGGAUAAGCUCCACACAGCGCUGUCAGAGCUCUGCUUCUCCAUCAACUACGUUCCCAAUCUGGUGGUGUGGGAGCACACGUUCACACCGAGAGAGUACCUCACCUCGCACCUGGAGAUCCGCUUUACCAAGUCUAUAGUUGGGAUGACCAUGUACAACCAGGCCACUCAGGAGAUCGCCAAGCCCAGCGAGCUGCUGACCAGCGUCCGGGCUUACAUGACUGUGCUGCAGUCCAUCGAGAACUACGUCACCAUCGACAUUACUCGAGUUUUUAAUAACGUCCUCCUGCAGCAGACGCAGCACCUGGACAGCCAUGGGGAACCCACCAUCACCAGUUUAUACACAAACUGGUACCUGGAGACGUUGCUCCGUCAGGUCAGCAACGGACACAUUGCCUAUUUCCCCGCCAUGAAGGCCUUCGUAAACCUGCCUACUGAGAACGAGCUGACCUUCAACGCCGAGGAAUACUCCGACAUUUCUGAAAUGCGCUCCCUCUCCGAGCUGCUGGGGCCGUACGGGAUGAAGUUUCUUAGCGAGAGUCUGAUGUGGCACAUCUCAUCGCAGGUUGCUGAGCUAAAGAAACUGGUGGUGGAAAACGUGGAGGUGUUGACCCAGAUGAGGACAAGCUUCGACAAACCGGACCACAUGGCCGCACUCUUCAAGAAACUCACCUCUGUGGACAGCGUUCUGAAGAGGAUGACCAUCAUUGGUGUCAUCUUGUCCUUCCGUUCUCUCGCUCAGGAAGCUUUGAGAGAUGUGUUGUCAUGCCACAUUCCAUUCCUGGUCAGUUCCGUGGAGGAUUUCAAGGACCACAUCCCUCGAGAGACAGACAUGAAGGUGGCCAUGAACGUCUACGAGCUGUCCUCAGCAGCCGGUUUACCCUGCGAGAUCGACCCCGCGCUGGUGGUGGCGCUAUCCUCUCAAAAGAGCGAGAACAACAGUCCAGAGGAGGAGUAUAAAAUCGCAUGUCUGCUGAUGGUGUUCGUGGCCGUUUCCUUGCCGACGCUCGCCAGCAAUGUGAUGUCACAGUACAGCCCUGCCAUUGAGGGCCACUGCAAUAACAUCCACUGUUUGGCCAAAGCCAUCAAUCAGAUUGCUGCAGCGCUCUUCACCAUCCACAAGGGAAGCAUAGAGGACCGCCUGAAGGAGUUCCUGGCUCUGGCCUCAUCCAGCCUCCUGAAGAUUGGCCAGGAAACCGACAAGAUGACCACAAGAAACCGAGAGUCCGUCUACCUGCUGCUGGACAUGAUUGUGCAGGAGUCUCCCUUCCUGACCAUGGACCUGCUGGAGUCCUGCUUCCCUUACGUCCUGCUGCGAAACGCCUACCAUGCCGUCUACAAACAGAGCAUCAGCGCCAGCGCAUAGAGAUGCUCACAUGUACAUAGAAAAACACUGCGCGAAAACACUAAUCCAUCAAGGACUCCGCUCCCUGAUAACCGACACUAUCGACAUAACGCACUAAUUAAGCCAAACACACUAAAACACACAGAGCUGGAUGAAGUGGGGGAUCAGUGUCUUUAUUUCUAUCCUUGUUUUCCAUCAUGUUGCGCGGGACCAUAACCACUGCAACAACUUUUAUUAUUAUUAUAUGAUGUUUUAAUGAACAAAAAUAUAAAGAUAUAGUAUAUAUAUAAAGCUGACACUGAAAUAUUCCUUUUGUUUCUUAUUUUAAUAGACAAUUUGAGAUUUCUAUGGUCCAGCUGAGACCUGUGUGUUGAUUUGGAUGCUUAUUUUGGGAAUGCAAUGAUUCUGCCGUGCUGUGGGGUUCUUUGACCUUUUAUUUGUUGUUAAGGAUUCCUGUGUUGAUGCUGAGAGAUGCGUUACCUGCCGGUUUCCACAAACUGUACGGACACACACUGACAGAUAUCCGAUACGAACCCCCUAACCUAAGGAACUUUUGUUGCUUAAAAAAACUCAACAUUUGUAUAACACGGUGAUGCUUCUUCCUGUUCUUUUUUUUCUUGUUUUUUUUCUAGGUAGCUGUAACACGAAGCGUUUGUGGGUAAAGAUGUGCCGUCUGUAUUCUACUUUGAUGUGAACUGUCUGUUUUUAAUAUUUUUGUUUAUUUUUAUGACAACAAUGACCGUUUGCCAAAUGUGUUGACACUUAACAUUUUGUGUAUCAGGGCUUGGAAGUGGUGAAAGUGUUUGAUUAUUGAUGGUGCGCAAUGCCAUUUUUCUUUUUUCUCAAACUUGCGGCUUUAAGCGGAACAAAACACUAUUUUUUCCGGAGGGAAGGAGUGACAGAAACGUUCCCCCUCAGCUCUUCACUCUGCGGCCUUUGGAAAGAGGCAGAUUGGGUGUUUUCCUCGUCCCGUUUUAACACCCUGGAAGCUGACAAUUAGAGCAGCUGCUGUUAAAAGCUGACCAUCCACACUAAAGUUUUUAAUCAUCUGUUGUGCUUAACUUUAUAAACGGGAAAGAAAUGGAACCAGUUCCUCUUCUGAAAAAGCAAAUGGAUCAUCUCUGGCCUGUUAAACUACAAACCAAUGUGGAGCUGCAAUAAGACAAAAUAAAUCUAUAUAUGUUAACACUC